UGCGCAAAGCACGAAAUCAGCUGUGGCGGUUCUCGAACAACGUCUAUAAAAGCAUUAACCAAAAGGACUUCAUUUCCUCUAUUGAACUUAUUAUGCUUCUAACAAGGCUGCCGGACAAGAUGACUUUGGCCGCCGCCGUUUUAUUUUUCCUUUUGACGCUAGUUUCUAAUUCAAGAGCUGAUCGAGAUUUCGAUGUUCGUCAUCGCCUCUCUACCGUAACAAGAUAUUCUGCAGUGAAAGAUAUUGUAGACUAUUCCUUUCAGCCUACUGAUAUUCCUGUUGGAUGUACUCCUAUCCACUUAAAUCUCGUGGCAAGACAUGGAACUCGUUCUCCUACUAAGAAGCGGAUGAGAGAGUUGGAAAAGUUGGCUUCUCAUAUAAAGGAACUUCUAAAAGAUGCCAAAGAAAAGAAUUUGUCCCCACAGAAAGUUCCUGCUUGGUUACUGAAAUGGGAAUCCCCUUGGAAAGGGAAAUUGAGGGGUGGAGAAUUAGAUACAAAAGGAGAAGAGGAAUUAUAUCAACUUGGAAUCAGGGUUAGGGAAAGAUUUCCUGAUUUAUUUAAUGAGGAAUACCACCCUGAUGUGUAUCCAAUAAAGACUACGCAAGUUCCUCGGGCUUCUGCCAGUGCUGUUGCAUUUGGCAUGGGGCUAUUUAGUGGCAAUGGAAGUCUAGGACUGGCGCGUCAUCGAGCUUUUGCUGUUACAAGUGAAAGUCGUGCAAGUGACAUAACCCUGAGGUUUUUUGAUUGUUGUCAAACCUAUAAGGACUUUAGGAAAAGCCAUGAGCCUGCUGUUGAUAAACUGAAAGAACCCAUCAUUGCUGAAAUUACCUGUGCAUUGGCAAAGCGAUAUGAGUUCAAUUUCACAAGACAGGAUAUAUCUUCUCUCUGGUUUCUUUGUAAACAGGAAACAACCUUGUUGGAUAUAACUGAUCAAGCUUGUAGUCUUUUCAGUCCCACUGAGGUGGCUUUGCUGGAGUGGACAGAUGAUUUAGAGGUGUUCAUGUUAAAGGGCUAUGGUAAAUCCUUAAAUUAUCGAAUGGGAGUGCCUCUGCUUAAAGAUGUCAUUCAAUCCAUGGACCAAGCACUCAAGGCUAAAGAAGAUAAUCAAGCUCCUGGCAGUUACGAGAAGGCAAGAUUGCGUUUUGCACAUGCAGAAACAGUGGUUCCUUUUUCAUGCUUGCUUGGGCUUUUCCUUGAAGGAUCUGAUUUCCAACGAAUACAAAAGGAGGAGCCUUUGGAUUUCCCUCCUAAACCUCCCAAGAACAGAAGUUGGAGAGGCAGCAUUGUGGCCCCUUUUGCUGGAAAUAAUAUGCUGGUCUUAUACAGUUGCCCAGCUAAUUCUUCAAGCAAAUACUUCGUGCGAGCUCUACACAACGAGCAUCCCAUUGCAAUGCCUGGUUGUGGCGGUACUGAUUUCUGUCCAUUUGAAGUUUUCAAGGAGAGCAUUGUAAGUCCGCACUUGAAGCAUGAUUACAAUACCCUUUGCCAAGUGAAUCUUGAUCAACCAAAGCAGAAGCCUGAAACCAGUAAGUUAUUGAAACUGUUCCGUUGGCUCUUUUCGUUCGGGAAUGAUGAUAUACCAUCCGAUAGAGUUGAAUUGUAGUUUGCUUUUCGGGGAAAGAAAAAAAAAGAAAGUAUAAAUCUUAAUUUUUCCCUUGUUGCCACUCUUUAGUGUGAUUUUCAGUUACAGACUAGCGGAGUUCUACUCUGGAUUGAUUCCAUUGCUGACACAAAACAAAAUUUGCCACAAGAUCUCUUGGUACGAUACUCCUUUUCUGAUUGAAGGAUUCUUGUCGUAGGAGUAGAUUUUCGAACAAUAGUUGGAAUGACAUAGCUUUGUAGCAUACAUUCGCGAAUUAAUAUCUAUAUUGGCAAAUACCUUUCCGUGUAGGCUUCAUGUAUUGUUUUGGUGGAGGAAUCAUCUCUCUGUGUUCGCAUCCUGGAAUGAGUGGAAUGUUAGCUUAAAUCAGGCAUAGAUUAUGUGACUGAUUGACCAAUCUUGAAGAAACGCUUAGCAGAAAGUUUGUUUUAAUAGCUUGUUAUUUAUGCUUUAGAGUUUAGGGUUUGUUUUAAUAGUUCAUUUUAAUAGCCAAUUUUUUACAGAGGUUUAAAUGGGGAGAGAAUGAAAUUAGAUUUGGAAACUUUGGCCACUGUUCAAAGAAAUAAUACACAUGCAAUACCAACUUAUGAAUGAAUAUGCUGCAAGUUUGACUGA
Gossypium raimondii (Peruvian cotton) is the source of this 2216-nucleotide messenger RNA. RefSeq lists its product as uncharacterized. Lineage: Eukaryota; Viridiplantae; Streptophyta; Magnoliopsida; Malvales; Malvaceae. Gene Ontology annotation, molecular function: inositol phosphate phosphatase activity; acid phosphatase activity. The transcript has 11 exons. The record is from RefSeq and is a predicted model, not a curated record. The coding region runs from base 93 to 1604 and encodes 503 amino acids.